GCCAACCAUAUUGUUUUUUCCUGCGGCGCCCGGAAGCGAGUGUCCCUGUGUGACGUUUCGAAGAUCGGAAACUUAUGAACAGGGCUCUCCUUGAGAUGUUCCAGGAGUGCGAGGAUUAUGAGGAUGAGCUGUACCAGGAUGAAGCAGACUCAAGUCUGUCGGACGCUGACAGCGAGCUGCAGUUCCGACUUUAUUCCCAGCUGCACUACAGCGCUGAGAACCAGGAUACCCAUGAGGACGUUAGAGAGGAAGAGUCAUCAGUACCACAGGCUCAACCUCAGCAGACGUCCUCACCGCCUCCUGCUGCACCUAUAGAUGUCAUCGUGAUAGACUCUGGUCCAGAUGCUAUCACAUUAUCAGAUAACACAGAGGAAGAUGACAGCGUGUGUGCAAAAAAAGGUCAAACAUCAAUAGCACACAGGAGGGUGACGCCUCAUAACACCCAUUCGCUCGUUCCAUCACGUAGUCAAACAAGAAACGUCUAUCUUGGUGAUGUUGUAGUAUUGGAUUCAGAGUCAGAAGAGAACUCUGAUUCAGACUCUGUACCCCCUUAUGUAGAGGGUCUGGGUUCAGAUUCCGACUCGGAUGGAUUGGAGAACUGGAUGAUUCUGGGCCGGGAGAAGCAUGAGGGAGAUCAAAACAUCCAGCUGAACUGUUCCUUGCCGGAAAACUGUGAGAAACAAGAACAUGUAAAUGAUGGAGAGAAUAAGACCAGUUGGGUUGUUUCAAAAAAGGAUAAAGAGGCUCAGAUCUAUAAUAAAGGGGUUGGCCGGACUUCGAGGCGUCUGUCAAACCGUUACUACACUAACAAAUCUGUCACGUGUCACAACUGCAGCAAGAUCGGCCACCUCUCCAAAAACUGCCCCACACCAAAGAAGUUGCCGUGCUGCUCAUUAUGUGGGCAUCGGGGACACUUAGCGCGGACCUGUCCGGACCGCCACUGUUCAAACUGCUGGCUGCCCGGCCACACCUUCAACGACUGUCUGGAAAGAGCUUACUGGCAUAAACGCUGCCAUCGCUGUGGAAUGUCUGGCCACUUCAAUGAUGCCUGUCCAGAAAUCUGGAGACAGUACCACCAAACGAUCACACCAGGACCCAUCCUUGAAUCCCAAAAUCCAGAUGCCUGCAAAACACCUGCCUACUGUUAUAACUGCUCUAAGAAAGGACACUUUGGUUUUGAAUGCUCUGAGAGGAGAAUGUAUAACGGGACGUAUCCAACUUUGCCCUUUGUUUCUUACUACGACCAGACAAGGGACAUCAGGUGCCGGGAGCACCGACUAAAAAAGAAGGCCAAAGAACUGCAGGAUGCUGGAUUGAUUGAUUUGCCAGAUGACGGUGCUGGUUCCUCCACUCCUCAGCCACCCACAAAGAAAAAGAAAACCAACUACCACACGUCCCUGUUCCGUACCCCCAGUCAAACAAACAACCCACAAACACCGAAGAGACGCAUUGCGCACACACCCAAACACCAUCCGCAACUGCACAGCACACCCUUGAAUAUCAAUCAGGCCCCACAAACACCAAGGACAUGGGACAAAAACACCCCUCACAGCGCAUUCACACCCCAAGAACACAGCCAGAAAAAAGCCAAGAGAAAGAGAAAGAGAAGAAAGUCAGCUGUUAUAGAGGAAGAUGCCGACUUUCCUAGAGGGUGCAGCAAUGGCCCUCACGCUAAUAGGGAUGUCAUUUCACCCUGGACAGCCAAUACGCCAAAUAUGCUCUUCGGAAAGAAAAAUAACAAGAAAACGGAGAGCCAGACGAAAAAGAAGGAAAGGAUAUGGAGAAAGAGGCAAAAAAACGCAGCGAGAGACGAUGCCGCGUAUGCUCCCGACGAUCUUUUUACGAUCAAACAAAGGCGAAGCAGAUAGAAAGGAGUUCAAUUGUGCAUGUGGGAGCCGUGUGCAUGGCACAUGUACUUGUGGUCCUGAGUCAGUGGGAAGGUAAAUUCUUCAGAUUUGUGUCACCCCCUACUGGCUAUUUUAGAUCUGUUUUGAACAGUCUUUCUCCAUGCACAUGUUUUAGGGCCCGUUUAUUUUUAGGCGCUUCAAGAAUUUAGCAACAUACUGAAGCACAUCAGAACUUUUCCCAGAUGUCAAAGUGCUGCUUUAAUAUUCCACAAUAGACCACAUAUGAUUUUGUUUUUUUAAUAGGCGUAACACACACACACACACACACACACACACACACACACACACACACACACACACACACACACACACACACACACACAGUAAACAAAUGAAGCAAAUCAAUGCAUGUUUAUAUUCUAAAUUCACUCUGAAGAGUUUGGUUCUGAGAUUCUAAGAUAGGUUCAUUCAUGUUUGUAAUGUAUAAUGGUAUGUAUGCAUAUACCACGCUUACAAAACAGUGGUUGGUUUUGAAACUGUUUAAUUGAAUGUUUAACACAAAUCUGGGAUUUUAGUAGCAGAUAAAGUUUUGCUUGUACAGGAGUUUGUUGAGUCUUCUAUUUUUUGUGUACCUGCUGAUUUCUGUCACGUCCCGAUUAAAGCUGGUUUGUUUUGAUAUCCCGUUUGUGCUUCUCUUUUACAUAAAAUGUCUUGUAUUCCCCAUCGUUUGUAUUUAUUAAUUAUUAUUUUGAUAAUGUCAUUCAUUCCUUUUCUGCUCCAUGGAUGUCUGGUGUAGCAAAUGCAUUGUGCACAUGUAAAUAAAUCAAUCAAUAAAAUAAAAUAAAUCUGUUAA
Molecule: messenger RNA, 2700 nt
Organism: Triplophysa rosa
Lineage: Eukaryota; Metazoa; Chordata; Actinopteri; Cypriniformes; Nemacheilidae
Gene: zcchc7
Product: zinc finger, CCHC domain containing 7
Exons: 9
Coding region: 75-1868 (597 amino acids)
Molecular function (GO): nucleic acid binding; zinc ion binding
Source: RefSeq, a predicted model, not a curated record